UACAGGUGGCUCUGGUGCAGGAAUGCCUAGUCCAUUUAGUACCGGAAACAAAGGAGGUACCGGAAAUGGACAGGGACCUUUCACCAUGUCGUCUUCUGGAAGUGGUGGAAUAGUGGACGGAAGCGGCAUGCCGAGUUCGUUGUCCACGUCACCAGCGUCCGGUGGCGGGCCUGGUAGUAUGGCUGGAGGAACAUUCGCCACAGACAUGAUGGGAAGCGGCGGUCCCGGGGGUUUCGCUGGAGGGUCAUUCGACCUCGGACUCGGAAGUAGCGGCCCAGGUGGUCUCGAAGGUGGGACAUUUGACGUUGGUGGAGGCUCCGGUCUGAGCGGCGAUAGUGACAACAGUCUUUACGACACCACACACUACCAAGAUAUGCUUCAAGAACAGUUCCACGGCGACAUGUACGAGCCGGGACUUACCGGAACCCCAUUCUCUGGAGAUUCUGCCACAUCCGCUGAACAGGACAAUGUUGUUGACUAUAAUAAAAACCCGUAUUAUAGUCUUGGGUCGUAUGCCGUAUCAUCUGGGUCAGGAUGGGAUGGAUCGUCCACGCAAGCAGGAGUGGUGAAUGCCGGGAAGGGAACGGGCGCCAACCCCUUCGACACAAACAGUUACUCAACCGACUCAAAGGGACCAUUCACAGCCUCAAAUUCCAAUUCAGGAAGUAGUUUCUCCGGUGGAAGUAGUUUCUCCGGCGGAAGUAGUUUCUCCGGCGGAAGUAGUUUCUCUGGCGGGAGUAGUUACUCAACCGGAAUGAGCGGGGAAGCUCAGUACACAGACACAAUGAUGACUGGCGAAGCGGGUGUUGGUGCUGGCCCCCUUUCUUCCUUGUUUGCAAACUCCGUCCAAUCAGCGGGAAGGUCGGGGUCUUACGGAUCUUCAUACAGUUCUGGAGCAGGUUACGGAACAGCAGCCACAUCAGACGAGCAGCGUUACAUAUCUCCCUUUACUGGGUCCUACAACGACAUGGUAACCAACCCACUAUCACCGCACAGCAACGACCAAUCAAACUACGGGGGUCCUCAAGGAGGUUCGAUCAAUUAUGGGAGCCCGCAGGGGAACUCCAACAGUUCUCCUUUUAACGUCAAACAGGGGUUCAGUUCUUCUACGUCAAGUAUGGGAUUCGGAGGCUCGAGAAGUCCUGGUGGAAACCCUGCGAGUCAACAAGGCUCGAGCUUGGGGUUAACCCUCUCCCGUCAGGACCCCUCCCACCAGGGCGGCGCCUCCUAUAAUAUGCCAUACAGCCAUUUACGGGGAAGGAGGACAUCAUACGGCCUGAAUUCAUUAUUGCCGAGAAGAUCAACUAAUCCAUUUAAUACAUCCCGACAAAAUCGACGUCUAUACUUCUAACAUUCAUAUAUAUGUGUCUGUUUGUAGUAUUAUGAUUGUUCGCGUAUCUUUCUUAGACAUGUGUAUGGUCUUUAAUACAUUCAAUAAAGAUUGAAAUGAUAUUAAAGUAUAGCAUCAAUGAUCCAAUAACAUAAACUCCAAUCACAGCAGGUAAACAGUAUGGGUUAUUGUAAAGGAACUUGUGUAAGUAAAACAACUGGUUCCGUCAAACAUCUGUAAUUAAUUAUAUUUUAUUAUAUUCAGGUACAUUUAAUGCAUAUUUCGAUUAUGUUUGGAAUCAUUCAUCGUUUAGAUUUUAAAUCAAAUCAUUC
Messenger RNA from Mizuhopecten yessoensis (Yesso scallop), 1662 nucleotides. Its product is annotated as loricrin-like. NCBI's taxonomy places the organism in Eukaryota, Metazoa, Mollusca, Bivalvia, Pectinida, Pectinidae. The record is from RefSeq and is a predicted model, not a curated record. Bases 23 to 1351 code for a protein of 442 amino acids. The transcript is spliced from 7 exons.